AUGCUCGAAGGGGACCAUUCCAAGGAAGCAGAGCCUCCAGGGACCAUCCCAGAGACCCUCCCAGGGAAGGCGGCACCUCAAAGGAUACUCCCAGGGGCAUCCACACCCCCAGAGACCAUUCCGGGGACGUUAGUGCCCCCAGAGACCAUUCCGGGGACGUUAGUGCCCCCAGAGACCUUCUUAGAGGUCCCAGUGGGCCCUAUGGCAUGCUUGCCUCGCGCUCCCAGGGGCCAUCCCAGGAGUGGUGGACACCCCAGGAACCCUCCUAGGUGCCGCGACGCCCCCAGGUUGCCCCCCAGUGGCGACGGUGCCCCCAGGGGCCCUCGCAACAUCAGCGGCAUCAUCAGGCGCAUUCUCAGGAGCAAUGGGACCCCAGUGACCCUGACUGGAGCCGCGGAUCCCGCAGGGACCAACCCAGGGGCAGCGCAGCCCCCAGGGACCAUCCCAGAGACGGUUCAAGGGGCAGUGGCGCACCAGGAACUCUCCCAGGGUCGGUGGCGCGCCCAGGAGUCCCUCCCAGGGGCGGUGGUGCACCUGGGGUCCCUCUCAUUGGAAGAGGAGUGCUCAGGGACCAUUCCAGGGGAAACAGAGCCUCCAGGGACCAUCACAGAGACCCUCCCAGGGAAGGCGGCACCUCAAAGGACACUCCCAGGGGCAUCCACACCACCAGAGACCUUUCCGGGGACGUUAGUGCCCCCAGAGACCUUCUUAGAGGUCCAAGCGGGCCCUGUGCGACCGGACCCCAGGGGCCCUCGCAACAUCAGCGGCAUCCUCAGGCGCAUUCUCAGGAGCAAUGGGACCCCAGUGACCCUGACUGGAGCAGCGGAUCCCGGAGGGACCAACCCAGGGGCAGCCCCCAGGGACCAUCCCAGAGACGGGUUCAAGGGGCAGUGGCACCAGGAACUCUCCCAGGGUCGGUGGCGCGCCCAGGAGUCCCUCCCAGGGGCGGUGGUGCACCUGGGGUCCCUCUCAUUGGAAGAGGAGUGCUCAGGGACCAUUCCAGGGGAAACAGAGCCUCCAGGGACCAUCACAGAGACCCUCCCAGGGAAGGCGGCACCUCAAAGGACACUCCCAGGGGCAUCCACACCACCAGAGACCUUUCCGGGGACGUUAGUGCCCCCAGAGACCUUUUUAGAGGUCCGAGCGGGCCCUAUGGCAUGCUUGGUGCCCCCCAGUGGCGACGGUGCCCCCCGGGGCGCUCGCAACAUCAGCGGCAUCCUCAGGCGCAUUCUCAGGAGCAACGGGACCCCAGUGACCCUGACUGGAGCAGCUGAUCCCGCAGGGACCAACCCAGGGGCAGCGCAGCCCCCAGGGACCAUCCCAGAGACGGUUCAAGGGGCAGUGGCGCACCAGGAACUCUCCCAGGGUCGGUGGCGCGCCCAGGAGUCCCUCCCAGGGGCGGUGGUGCACCUGGGGUCCCUCUCAUUGGAAGAGCCUAGCGCUCCCAGGGGCCAUCCCAGGAGUGGUGGACACCCCAGGAACCCUCCUAGGUGCCGCGACGCCCCCAGGGUGCCCCCCAGUGGCGACCGGGCCCCCAGGGGCCCUCGCAACAUCAGCGGCAUCCUCAGGCGCAUUCUCAGGAGCAAUGGGACCCCAGUGACCCUGACUGGAGCAGCGGAUCCCGGAGGGACCAACCCAGGGGCAGCGCAGCCCCCAGGGACCAUCCCAGAGACGGGUCAAGGGGCAGUGGCGCACCAGGAACUCUCCCAUGGUCGGUGGCGCGCCCAGGAGUCCCUCCCAGGGGCGGUGGUGCACCUGGGGUCCCUCUCAUUGGAAGAGGAGUGCUCAGGGACCAUUCCAGGGGAAACAGAGCCUCCAGGGACCAUCACAGAGACCCUCCUCCCAGGGAAGGCGGCACCUCAAAGGACACUCCCAGGGGCAUCCACACCACCAGAGACCUUUCCGGGGACGUUAGUGCCCCCAGAGACCUUCUUAGAGGUCCGAGCGGGCCCUAUGGCAUGCUUGGUGCCCCCCAGUGGCGACGGUGCCCCCCGGGGCGCUCGCAACAUCAGCGGCAUCCUCAGGCGCAUUCUCAGGAGCAACGGGACCCCAGUGACCCUGACUGGAGCAGCGGAUCCCGCAGGGACCAACCCAGGGGCAGCGCAGCCCCCAGGGACCAUCCCAGAGACGGUUCAAGGGGCAGUGGCGCACCAGGAACUCUCCCAGGGUCGGUGGCGCGCCCAGGAGUCCCUCCCAGGGGCGGUGGUGCACCUGGGGUCCCUCUCAUUGGAAGAGGAGUGCUCAGGGACCAUUCAAGGAAGCAGAGCCUCCAGGGACCAUCCCAGAGACCCUCCCAGGGAAGGCGGCACCUCAAAGGAUACUCCCAGGGGCAUCCACAUCCCUAGAGACCUUUCCCGGGACGUUAGUGCCCCCAGAGACCUUCUUAGAGGUCCCAGUGGGCCCUAUGGCAUGCCUAGCGCUCCCAGGGGCCAUCCCAGGAGUGGUGGACACCCCAGGAACCCUCCUAGGUGCCGCGACGCCCCCAGGGUGCCCCCCAGUGGCGACGGUGCCCCCAGGGGCACUCGCAACAUCAGCGGCAUCCUCAGGCGCAUUCUCAGGAGCAACGGGACCCCAGUGACCCUGACUGGAGCCGCGGAUCCCGCAGGGACUAACCCAGGGGCAGCGCAGCCCCCAGGGACAAUCCCAGAGACGGUUCAAGGGGCAGUGGCGCACCAGGAACUCUCCCAGGGUCGGUGGCGCGCCCAAAAGUCCCUCCCAGGGGCGGUGGUGCACCUGGGGUCCCUCUCAUUGGAAGAGGAGUGCUCAGGGACCAUUCCAAGGAAGCAGAGCCUCCAGGGACCAUCCCAGAGACCCUCCCAGGGAAGGCGGCACCUCAAAGGAUACUCCCAGGGGCCUGGCGCUCCCAGGGGCCAUCCCAGGAGUGGUGGACACCCCAGGAACCCUCCUAGGUGCCGUGACUCCCCCAGGGUGCCCCCCAGUGGCGACGGUGCCCCCCGGGGCGCUCGCAACAUCAGCGGCAUCCUCAGGCGCAUUCUCAGGAGCAAUGGGGCCCCAGUGACCCUGACUGGAGCAGCUGAUCCCGCAGGGACCAACCCAGGGGCAGCGCAGCCCCCAGGGACCAUCCCAGAGACGGUUCAAGGGGCAGUGGCGCACCAGGAACUCUCCCAGGGUCGAUGGCGCGCCCAGAAGUCCCUCCCAGGGGCGGUGGUGCACCUGGGGUCCCUCUCAUUGGAAGAGGAGUGCUCAGGGACCAUUCCAAGGAAGCAGAGCCUCCAGGGACCAUCCCAGAGACCCUCCCAGGGAAGGCGGCACCUCAAAGGAUACUCCCAGGGGCAUCCAAACCCCCAGAGACCUUUCCGGGGACGCCUAGCGCUCCCAGGGGCCAUCCCAGGAGUGGUGGACACCCCAGGAACCCUCCUAGGUGCCGCGACGCCCCCAGGGUGCCCCCCCAGUGGCGACGGUGCCCCCAGGGGCCCUCGCAACAUCAGCGGCAUCCUCAGGCGCAUUCUCAGGAGCAAUGGGACCCCAGUGACCCUGACUGGAGCAGCGGAUCCCGGAGGGACCAACCCAGGGGCAGCGCAGCCCCCAGGGACCAUCCCAGAGACGGUUCAAGGGGCAGUGGCGCACCAGGAACUCUUCCAUGGUCGGUGGCGCGCCCAGGAGUCCCUCCCAGGGGCGGUGGUGCACCUGGGGUCCCUCUCAUUGGAAGAGGAGUGCUCAGGGAUCAUUCCAGGGGAAACAGAGCCUCCAGGGACCAUCACAGAGACCCUCCCAGGGAAGGCGGCACCUCAAAGGACACUCCCAGGGGCAUCCACACCACCAGAGACCUUUCCGGGGACGUUAUUGCCCCCAGAGACCUUCUUAGAGGUCCAAGCGGGCCCUAUGGCAUGCUUGCCUGGCGCUCCCAGGGGCCAUCCCAGGAGUGGUGGACACCCCAGGAACCCUCCUAGGUGCCGCGACGCCCCCAGGUUGCCCCCCAGUGGCGACGGUGCCCCCAGGGGCCCUCGCAACAUCAGCGGCAUCCUCAGGCGCAUUCUCAGGAGCAAUGGGACCCCAGUGACCCUGACUGGAGCCGCGGAUCCCGUAGGGACCAACCCAGGGGCAGCGCAGCCCCCAGGGACAAUCCCAGAGACGGUUCAAGGGGCAGAGGCGCACCAGGAACUCUCCCAGGGGGAAACAGAGCCUCCAGGGACCAUCACAGAGACCCUCCCAGGGAAGGCGGCACCUCAAAGGACACUCCCAGGGGCAUCCACACCACCAGAGACCUUUCCGGGGACGUUAGUGCCCCCAGAGACCUUCUUAGAGGUCCGAGCGGGCCCUAUG
Molecule: messenger RNA, 4284 nt
Organism: Homarus americanus (American lobster)
Lineage: Eukaryota; Metazoa; Arthropoda; Malacostraca; Decapoda; Nephropidae
Product: collagen alpha-1(I) chain-like
Exons: 11
Source: RefSeq, a predicted model, not a curated record